Ictidomys tridecemlineatus (thirteen-lined ground squirrel) is the source of this 1622-nucleotide messenger RNA. Lineage: Eukaryota; Metazoa; Chordata; Mammalia; Rodentia; Sciuridae. The record is from RefSeq and is a predicted model, not a curated record.
CGCCCGCGUGAGAAGUAGAGCAUCUUGUUUGGAAAAUUGUGUGCAGCUCUCUGCUGCAUGUGCUGCAUUCUGGUCCAGUUAUUCUUAUCGGGACAUCUCUCUGAGGAACAAUCUGGCCUUGGGCCGUUCCUCACGACACCAGGAAGGAAGGGGCCAAAGGCUGGCUCGCAGGCAGAGUGAUCCUGGGCCUGAAGCUGCUGAGAUCUGAGGGUGGUAGCUUGAGUGAGUUGGCUCGAAGCCACUUCGCCGUGUGGCCCGGAGGGGUUUAGCAGAAGUUUAUUAUGACUCAGUUUCCUCAUAUACAAAAUGCUUAGUCUUGUAAGACCAGUGGAAAUAAAAGUACACAGCGCUCAAUAAAUGUCACUUCCCUCUUUUUCCUCUCGGAUUGGCCAAGUCCGUCCUCUCAGACUCUUCCGGACGUGCGAACCCUAGCGUAAUGACGUAGGAGCAGAGGAAGAAUGUUCUCCACCCACAUCUCUGUUUCCUAGGAGACGUGGACUCCGCGUUCCUCUGUGUCGCUGCCCCCUUGACGUCAUGGUCCGAAUGGGAGGGCGGGGCGAGUGCUACAGUAGGGGCGGGGCGGCGCGGGAGGGCCAGCCGGGCUGUGCACCUGCGCCUCCGCGGGCUGCCUGGGGCACUGUCCCUGGUCCGCCCGGUCCCGCAAUGGCCAGGCCGCAGAGGACUCCGGCGCGCAGUCCUGACAGCAUCGUCGAGGUGAAGAGCAAAUUCGACGCUGAGUUCCGACGCUUUGCGCUGCCCCGUGCUUCCGUGAGCGGCUUCCAGGAGUUUUCUCGGUUGCUGCGUGCAGUGCACCAGAUCCCAGGCCUGGACGUGCUGCUUGGCUAUACGGAUGCUCAUGGCGACCUACUGCCCCUCACCAACGACGACAGCCUGCACCGGGCCCUGGCCAGCGGGCCCCCGCCGCUGCGCCUACUGGUGCAGAAGCGAGCAGAAGCUGACUCCAGCGGCCUGGCAUUUGCCUCCAACUCUCUGCAGCGGCGCAGGAAAGGGCUUCUACUGCGACCAGUGGCACCCCUGCGCACGCGGCCACCCCUGUUAAUCAGCCUGCCCCAAGAUUUCCGCCAGGUUUCCUCAGUCAUAGAUGUGGACCUACUGCCUGAGACCCACCGACGGGUUCGACUGCACAAGCAUGGUUCAGACCGCCCUCUGGGCUUUUACAUUCGAGAUGGCAUGAGUGUGCGUGUGGCUCCCCAAGGCCUGGAGCGGGUUCCAGGCAUAUUCAUCUCUCGCCUGGGCCUGGGCCUGCUGAGCCCGACAGUGAUGAUGACAGCAGUGACCUGGUCAUUGAGAACCGACCGCCUCCUUGUUCCAAUGGGCUGUCUCAGCCGCCAUGCUGGGACCUGCACCCCGGCUGCCUACUUCCUGGUGUCCGAAACUCUCUGCCCUCCCUGGAUGGCCAGGAACAGGCCAGCUCUGGCUGGGGGAGUAGCAUACGAGGAGGAGAUGGUAGCGGCUUCAGCCUCUGACAGCCAUGUGGCAAUCCUCAGUGUGGAUCUUCCUGCCACUGCUCCAACAAAGGGGCUCAGGCAUCCAUCUUCACGAAGACUUUGGGCCGGGAAAAGAUCUUGAUGGCCUCUUCUACCUGCACCAGCUUCCGGUCC